AUGUCCCCGCUGCCAACGCGCACGGAUCGGUCUCGUCGGACACCUUCGGACCCUAUGCUCUCUCAACUCGGCAACGUCUACCUCUUCUCCCACUCUCGCUCCUGUCGCAGACCCGGCGCCGAACGUCACCCCCGUCACAGUCUCUUCCCCGCCACCACCACCAUCCGCCUUGCCUUAACCCCUGCAUCGCCACCACCACCACCACCACAACUGCCAGGUCUUCAUGCACUCUCCCCAACAACCGGAAUACGCUUGAUGUCCCGUCACCUUCUGCCAUCACCACCAGCGCUCCCGCCUCCAGCGAUGCGGACUCGGUUCAUAUCUAUCCCGAUUGCGACCGAAUAUUCCGCUCGCACUUCGGCCUGGUCGAUCACUGGCAAAUCCAUCGCACGGAGACUGGCGAACCAGUGCCUUGCGCACCAAACUACGCUCAUCAUACCCGCCUCAACUGCCCUCACAGCCCCCGUACAUUCGCUCAUCACAGGGGCUUACUUGGCCAUAUGCGCAUUCACGAAAACCUGCGAUAGAUGA
Spirometra erinaceieuropaei is the source of this 531-nucleotide messenger RNA. The record is from the annotation of a GenBank genome assembly. NCBI's taxonomy places the organism in Eukaryota, Metazoa, Platyhelminthes, Cestoda, Diphyllobothriidea, Diphyllobothriidae.